This is a messenger RNA of Sus scrofa (pig), 3972 nucleotides long. RefSeq names its product zinc finger protein 74 (gene ZNF74). Lineage: Eukaryota; Metazoa; Chordata; Mammalia; Artiodactyla; Suidae. Gene Ontology annotation, molecular function: DNA-binding transcription factor activity, RNA polymerase II-specific. Gene Ontology annotation, biological process: regulation of transcription by RNA polymerase II. Gene Ontology annotation, cellular component: nucleus. The record is from RefSeq and is a predicted model, not a curated record.
CACACACAUUACAUACAUAGACACACAUCCCCUCCACACACACACACACCACCCAUACAUCACACCACACACAUAUAAUAUACCACACACGCAUCACAUGCACACACCAUACAUACCCACCAUAAAAGAAUCACAUAAACAGAUGCAGUACACACCACACACACACACACACACACACACACACACACACAUCACACAUAAGCACACCACACGCAUGACAGUCACACAAACACCACACCACACACCCCAUGGGCCGAGAUGUAAGCGCCUUCUGCAGCAAUAUUGGUAGGGGGCGGGGCCAAAGGGCAGAGAUUUUGACCCCUUAACUACACUUCCCAGAAGGCUGUGGUAUACGCUCGUCCACGUCUGACGUCAGAGCGGCUCCGGCCCCGGCGCCCUCUAGGAAAUAGAGUCCGCCCCUGCGUAGCGCAAAGGCUCCCGGGAGUUGCAGUGCGCGCCGAGUCCGCGCAGGCGCCCGUCCCCGCGGCGGCGGCCAGGCGCUCCUUUGUGGCGGCCGCUGUCUUUUUGUGGGAGGCGGGUCGGCUCGGCCGCGCGUGUAGCCUGUCGUCUGUGGGUCUUUCUGUCCGUUCGCCCCGAGCCUGUGUGCCGCCCCCGAGACUCCCGGCUCCGGGCGGCCGAGCCCGAGACCUGGCCGGCCCGCGCGGGCCGGGUGCGCGGGUGACAGGCCGUGGGGCACUCAGGUGAUGGGGCGCGAUCGUAGCCCCGGGUCCGGGGCGCCUGCGGAGCCUGCCUGACCCCGACCUUGGGUCGCGGGCUGAACCUGCAGGGCUGCGGCGAGGUGCCCUGAGCCUGGGAGCGGGCCUGUCCCUCCCUCCAGCCCCCGCCAGCGGCGGCCGCCGAGAGAGGGCGCCAUGGAGACCCCGGCCCCGGAGCCCCGGGAGACAGCUCCGUCCUUUCAGGAUCCUGCUCUUCUCCUCAAAGAGAUGCCGGAAGAUAAAUUGGGUCAGGGUAUCUUGGAUGCCAAGUCCGAGGAAUCAGUGACUUUCAAAGAUGUGGCUGUAGACUUCACCCAGGAGGAGUGGGGUCAGCUGGACUCCCCUCAGAGGGCCCUGUACCGUGAUGUGAUGCUGGAGAACUACCAGAACCUUCUCUCCCUAGGGCCUCCAGUCUGCAAGCCGGAUGUGAUCUCCCACCUGGAACGAGGUGAGGAACCAUGGCAGGUGCCCAGAGACGUCCCUGCAGGGGCUCGUUCAGAGCAGGGGCCCAGGCCUGAGACAGAGGAACCCUGGUCUCAGCAGCCAGGCGUUCACAAAGAAGAGCCAUCAUGGGAGCCAAUUGAGAAGAGGCUGGCGAGAUCAGGGCUCCACAACCAUGGUCUGGAUGGCAGGGGCACCUGGGGGGGCCCAGUAACUGCUCUGUCACAAGACAAGGCUGCCAGCACCUGGAACGUGUCCAUGGACAAGCACUGGCGGGGACAUGCAGUGUCUGAGAAGGAUUCUCACCUGAGAUGCACCCUUCUCACCCAGCCAGGCAUUCCUGCAGGAGGCAGCUCUCCAGACCAUCUGGUGGACAGCUUGAGGUCCAGUGGGGCUGGGAGCCGGCACCAUGUGGGGAGGCGUUCGUGUGGGUCUGGCCUGUUUACAUGCGGUGAGUGCGGGAAGGCCUUCCACCAGAGCGCGGCCCUGGCGCUGCACCGGCGCUGGCAUGCGCGGGAAAAGGCCUAUAAGUGUGGCGAGUGCGGCAAGGCCUUCCCCUGGAGCACCAACCUCCUGGAGCAUCAGCGGGUCCAUACCGGUGAGAAGCCCUUCUUCUGCGGCGCCUGUGGCAAGGCCUUUAGCUGCCACUCAUCCCUGAAUGUGCACCAGCGCGUGCACACGGGUGAGCGGCCCUACAAGUGCGGCGCCUGCGAGAAGGCUUUCAGCUGCAGCUCACUGCUCAACAUGCACCUGCGUGUCCACACGGGCGAGAAGCCCUAUAAGUGUGGCGAGUGCGGUAAGGCCUUCAACCAGAGGACGCACCUAACACGGCACCACAGGAUCCACACAGGCGAGAAGCCCUACACCUGCAGCGCCUGCGGCAAGGCCUUCACCUGCCACUCGUCUCUGACGGUGCACGAGAAGAUCCACAAUGGGGACAAGCCCUUCAAAUGCAGUGACUGCCAGAAGGCCUUCAACAACCGCUCCCGCCUGACACUGCAUCAGCGCACCCACACGGGCGAGAAGCCCUUCAAAUGCAGCCAGUGCGGCAAGGCCUUCAGCUGCCACUCAUACCUGGUCGUGCACCAGCGUGUGCACAGUGGAGAGAAGCCCUUCCGCUGCAAUGAGUGCGGCAAGGCCUUCAGCUCCCACUCCUACCUGAUUGUGCACCAGCGUGUGCACACUGGCGAGAAGCCCUUCGACUGCAGCCGGUGCUGGAAGGCCUUCAGCUGCCACUCGUCCCUCAUCGUGCAUCAGCGUGUCCAUACGGGUGAGAGACCCUACAAGUGUGACCAAUGCGGCAAGGCCUUUAGCCAGAAUCAUUGUCUCAUCAAACACCAGAAGAUCCACUCUGCGGAGAAGCCCUUUAAAUGUGACGAGUGUGGCGAGGCGUUUCGCUGGAGUGGCCCCCUGGCAGAGCACCGGCGGCUCCACUGUGGGGAGAAGCCCUUUGCCAUCCAGUUCGACAAGCACUUGCUGAACACCUACUAUAUGCCCAGCAGCCUGCUGGGUACAGGGGGCCCAGACAUGAGCAGCAUGGGCCCCAUCGGUGCCCUGGACGUAGCCAAACUCCUGUGCGUGGUCCCACCCUCAGCUGGCAGGAGUUUUCCGCUGGGUGGCAACCCUGGAAAUUAAUGUGGAGAGAUUGUCCUCAUGGUGGCACUCCUGCUCCUUCCCCAGAAGGCACAGUGCCAAACCCCAGAAACACCUGUUAGAGGCCAUGACCUUCUGGAAAGGAGAGUUGAAGCCUUUGAGGAUGUCCCAUCAUCCGGUUUCCUGGACGUGUUUGGAACUCACUGAACAGGGAUUAGAUCUUUGCUGCAGAUGAAUGUGUCGGUUAUGUCCUUGAAAAGACUCCCGGGUCUUUCUGUUGUGGCUCAGCGGGUUAAAAGCCCAACUAAUCCAUGAGGAUGCAGGUUUGAUCCCUGGCCUUGCUUAGUGGGUUAAGGAGCCAGCAUUGCCGUGAGCUGUGGUGUAGGUCACAGACAUGGCUCGGAUCCUGCAAUGCUGUGGCAUGGCCAGCAGCUGCAAUUCUGAUGCGACCCCUAGACUGGGAACUUCAUGUACCGUGGGUGCGGCCCUAAAACGACAAACAAAAGAAGACUCCUGGUAAUGAUUUCCAUCUGGAAUUCACUCUGUAAACUGUUAGGUUUAGAAUGAUUUUUUAAAAACAAACAAAAAAGCAUUGUGCAGCACAGUAUUACUUCCAUAUGAACAUUAUAUUCUAGGAGGGGAGAAUAAGCUCAGAUGGUGGGGGUUUGGGAAAAAGCAAGUUUCCUGGACUUGCCUCACUCCAAUAGCCCUGCUGUAGAGUCAUGUUUAGUGACAGUGCAGCCAUUACAGAACCCAACCCAGCGUCCAUGUAGCCAGAUCCUGACCUGUCAACUUCAUACCUGGCUGCCUCGUCCAUGGUGGGAAGCCAGGAGCCCACAGGCAUAUGCCCCAGGUGCAGUGUCAGGGGACAGGUGUCUGGAAGCAUGCCAGAGACUGGGGAGGUCACCUGCAGGGCUGCUCUGUGCACGUCGGAGCCCAGCCUGCCAGCCCAGCUGGGAGGGGCCCCUCAAGGAGACAGUGCUCCCCACAGAGCUAGAAAGAGGGUAUCCACCUGGGCUUCAUGUCACUUCUACUUGGUUCUAAGCAGGAACAAGCAGCUUUCUCAGAGAUGAUACUUGACAUUUGCAGAGUGCUAUAGUUUAUGAAAUGGUUUUUAGUAUACUUUUCAAAGUAUGGAGGCAAAAUAACAUUUCAUAAAAUAUAGAAUGUGGGGGGAAAUACCAAUUCUUAAUAAAACUGCAUUUUGCACUUUGAUCCAUCA